AUGUUUGCUUUUCUGUUCUUAAUUAAGUUAUCUUACCAGUUAAUUUUGGAAAAUUGUAGUAGUGUACAGCCGGGACUAGUAUUAUCUAUGUAUUAUAGUCCAACAUGUCCUCACUGUAAAAAAUAUGAUCCAGUAUUGACGGGUAUAGCAAAUAAUGCUGCCGCAAAAGGAGUUCCAAUUACGAUACAAAAAGUCAACUGUGAUAUCUGUGACUGUGACAGUGUGAAUGUCCUUAAAGUUCCUACAACGAUUCUAAGAAAUAAUGGUGUUGAAAUUGCCAGACAAAGCGGAUUUAUGGAUUGUAAAACUGUCGGCUCAUUUUUAUCAAAAAAUUUAUGUGAUGUAAAUGGCCAGUUAAUACCGAAAAAUCAAAACAAUACUAAUGUAUAUGGAUGGAGAAAUAAUAAUAUUGAACAGCCGUUACCAGUUGUACCAGAGACACCAACCAAUGUUGUUCCAAUAGGUGAUUUACAAAAGAAUCAACCGGCCUGUGCAUUAGCUUCUAAUUCAGGUACAUGUAAUUAA
This is a messenger RNA of Vairimorpha ceranae, 525 nucleotides long. RefSeq names its product protein disulfide isomerase. NCBI's taxonomy places the organism in Eukaryota, Fungi, Microsporidia, Nosematidae. The coding region runs from base 1 to 525 and encodes 174 amino acids. The record is from RefSeq and is a predicted model, not a curated record. The transcript has a single exon.